AUGCGUUUAUAUUGCCAUGGCAUGAUGCCUAUAGUAAAUGAUCAGCCAGGUUCAAAUGGUGAAUGUAGUAUUAAUGGUGCAUCCGAAAGUUGUGAAUACUACAGCAGUGAAUCGAAGGGAGUUAUUCUUGUUGAAACUGUAGGAGGCAAUGGAAGUAUGGGAGGAAGUGCUGGCCAUGGUCAAGAUGGGUCACAUGGAUGUAAUACUUACGGUGGAAGUGGGGAAGAUGGUAGACCUCGAAAAGACGAUAAUUCUGGAGCUAAUGGCCGUAAUGAUGGAUCUGAAAAAAAUGCCAGUGUUGGCAGACAUGUUCAAGUUUUAAGAGUAUACCGCCACCUUUAUUAA
Rotaria sp. Silwood1 is the source of this 345-nucleotide messenger RNA. The record is from the annotation of a GenBank genome assembly. NCBI's taxonomy places the organism in Eukaryota, Metazoa, Rotifera, Eurotatoria, Philodinida, Philodinidae.